AGUGAAAGCGGAUGGCACCAGCAUUGGGGUUAUGUGUGCUUGCUAGGAGGUGGUGCUGUGAGCUGGCGCAGCAAGAAGCAAAAUGAGAUGGGAUUGUCUUCAUGUGAGACUGAGUACAUGGCCUUACACCAUGGGGCCAAGGAAGUGGUAUGGCUGAGGCGUUUGUUGGAGGAGUUGGGAGUUGUUUGGGAAUGUGUUCUGUGUUAUUUUUGUUUGAGCAGGUAUUUGUGAUGAUAGAUCUUGAGAAGAUCUUUCCGACGCAACGAGAAUCCCUUCAACCGGAGCAAGAACGCGAAAGCUAUGAAGAUUCAAAGUUCAUGAGCUUGCGUUACAAUUGCGGCGGUUACAAAGUGAAGUUGUGGGGUGACUUUAUAUGGAGUUGGGACCUUUGGGGUUGGGGAAAUUUGUCACUCUACUGUAACAGCUGCAAAUUGGUUGGGAACAACCAAGCUAGGUUGGCAAGGGUGGCCAACUUGGAUGGAUUGGUUGGGAAGGGACAAAGGUCAAAGUUGAGGUUCCUAUAGGGAGGGAAUCUUUGUGCUUAUGGGGUUUCCUUGGUUGGGGACUCUCUUGGGACCUUCCCUCUCAUCUCUCUCUUCUAUCCCAACCUUUCUCUUGCUCCUCCAAUUCCUUGUGAGAUUCUUGAACUUUGAUUGAACCUUUUGAGAUUGAGUUAAGUUCUCCUCCUACAGCUUACCCCUCAGUGCGUCGAAAGACAUAGCGUCGCGAAUACUUCAUCAAUCGACGUGAUUCAAAUUGGGAACGGUAGCUGAGAUUCAGAGCUACAACAUGUCCAAGUUUCGCGACAUUCCAACGGCUAGGUUUUUGUCGACGUCGUUUCUUGUGAAGACGACUUUUCUGUCCAGAAUUUCGGAUUUAUAUUUUGAGUAUUUCUAGCUCCUAAGCACACCUAGACUCCGUCCUUAGUCCUAACAAGUGGUAUCAGAGCGAUAUUAAGGACAUUGAGAGGAGUCUACAGAAGUGUGAAGACCCUUCUAGACCCACCAUGGCCUGUGGGUGUGCCUAAGUGGUGUUCUAAAGGUUGGAUGUGUCUUCCGCUAAGGGGAAACUCUGCCGAAAUUUCGUGGACGCCGACACUUGUGAAAAUAUCGAGGGAGCUGAGUGUGGACAGCAAAGGGGAGCUGAAAUUCGUCAUUUCUCAAGAAGGAGAUGAAUGAGAGAGGAGGAGAUGCUAAUGGAAGAGGAGCUGUAGCUGAGAAGACAAGUGAGCCGCCGCCAUCAAAACAAGAUCAAUGGACACCUGAGUGGCUAAGGCAGCAGAUUCUGCAGGAGGACUUCCGCAGACGCCAUGUGGGAGGCGGUGCUGCCACUAAGACUGCUGAGGGGUAUGGAGCUGCAAGGCGCGGCAGAGGAAGAGGGGGUUGGAGAGGCCGAGGCCGUGGGAGAAGCUUUGGCAGAGGUAGAGGCCGAGGUGACUAUAAUGAGGGGCAUGGGAGCUCCAGUGGCAGGGGGAGUACCAGAAUGGAGGGCACCUGCUGGUACUGCAAGAAGGUUGGGCAUCCUUGGUUCAAGUGCUUCAGCCGGCCGGAGGGAUGGUCACCUCCAGGCAUGAAGCCGCCAAGUGGUGAACGCGCACAAGGUGGCGCUGUGCAAGGCUCAGGUGCACAAGGUGAAGGUGCACAAGGUAACGCCUAUCCUGGGAUGUAUCUCAUGGUUGAGGAUGUGCAUGGGCAUGAGGGUGAUGUGGGAUCUGUGGGAAAGGUUGUGAUGCACCCUCUCACGCACUGGGUGAUUGAUUCGGGUUGCACCAGUCACAUGACUCCACGGGCAUAUUUGCUUGAUGAGGUAAAACCCCCUGGGAAGAUUAAGUAUGUGGCAGCAGCGUCAGGUGCUUUGCUCCCCGUGAUUGGUGUUGGGAAUGCCAAGGUUAAGGGAGCUAAUGGGGAGCUUGUGGGGCUUGGGAAUGUUCUGCUGGUUGAAGGCUUGUCUGCUAACCUUCUCUCUGUGCGACGACUGCAGAAGAGCAAGGCCGAAGUGACCUUUGGACCAACCAGCUGCCGUGCUAAGCUUGGGAAGAAGAUGCUGUGGAGUCUGGAAGAGGAGACCAGCUGCAUCAAGGACCUGUGGCAGCUGCCCAUCAUCCCAUGGAAUGGGAAGACUCCAACAGCAGCAACGGCAGCAGCGGCAAAGGCAACAGCAGGAGGAGAUGCAACUGCACCAACUGAUGGGGUCCUGGAAGCAGUCAAGAAAGUGCAGCAGCAGCAGACACAUGGUGAGGUGCUUGCUGGUGUGGAUGCGAGUGCGGCAUGGGCUAAGGCUUCAUCAAAGAGUGGAGAGGCCGAUUGGGAGACAUGGCAUGAGAGGCUGUGUCAUGUGAACUUCCCUAUGCUGCAAAAGUUGGUGAAGGAUGGGAGCCUGAAGGGCUUGGAGGUGAAAGGGGGAGUGAAGGAGAUUGGGAGCUGCCCUACAUGCUUGGAGACCAAGUUCUCCAAGUUCCCCUUCAACAGCACUACAGGACCAGCCAAGACCCCACUUGCACUUAAGUUGACAGUGUCAAGGGAUGUGAAGUUUCUUGAGUCCCUGUACUACAAGGAAUGGAAGCAGCAGCAACAGAAGCUUCCAUCUAUACCGCUCAUUGUGGAGGCACAUGAGGUGCAGCAGUCUUCAAGACAGGUGGAGGUUGCAGUGUCAGAGGAGGAGAUGUCUGGGGUGACUGAGGAAGGGGGAGCAGCUGAAGUAGAGCAGCAGCAGCAGCAGCAGCAUGAGUCUCCACCUCGAGUUCCACACCCGCCUGAGCGUCCUAGGAGGGAUGUGCGCCCUCCAGUGAGGCUGACCUAUGGGGGAAGAGGCAAGCCGAAUGUGGUGCAGGCUGGGAGUGUGGUUGAGCAGAUUGAGGAAGAUGAGAUCGCUCACUGCUACUGGGCACCAAUCCCUGAGCCCAAGACUCGAGAAGAGGCCUUGAAUGGACCAGAUGGGGAGAAGUGGAAGGCGAGUGAGGAUGAGGAGUUCGGGUCCCUGAUUGAGAACGAGACAUGGGACCUGUGUGACUUGCCUCCUGGAAAGAAGGCAAUCACUUCCAAGAUGAUCUACAGGCACAAGUAUGGACCUGAAGGGGAGCUGACCCGCUACAAGUCUAGGCUUGUGGCACGGGGGUUUCAGCAGACAAAAGGGAAGGACUAUGAUGAGGUGUUUGCUCCUGUGGGGAAAGGAACAACACUGAGGGUGCUGUUGGCGAUAGCUGCACUCCUGGGAUGGAAGAUACGGCAGAUGGACAUUGUGACUGCCUUUCUGAAUGGGAUCAUUCUGGAGGAGGUGUACAUGAAGCAGCCAGAGGGGCUGAAUGAUGGGAGCGGCAGGGUCUGCAGGCUGAAGAAGGCAAUCUAUGGCCUUAAGCAGGCGCCUCGUGCAUGGUAUCACAAGUUGGAGGAGGCGCUGGUGGCUGGGGGUUUCAAGAAGAGUGAGUGUGACCCCAGCCUGUUCCUGCUGCAGGAGAAGGACGAAAUCCUCAUGCUCUUGGUCUUCAACUCAGUGAAAGCGGAUGGCACCAGCAUUGGGGGUUAUGUGUGCUUGCUAGGAGGUGGUGCUGUGAGCUGGCGCAGCAAGAAGCAAAAUGAGAUGGGAUUGUCUUCAUGUGAGACUGAGUAUUUGUGAUGAUAGAUCUUGAGAAGAUCUUUCCGACGCAACGAGAAUCCCUUCAACCGGAGCAAGAACGCGAAAGCUAUGAAGAUUCAAAGUUCAUGAGCUUGCGUUACAAUUGCGGCGGUUACAAAGUGAAGUUGUGGGGUGACUUUAUAUGGAGUUGGGACCUUUGGGGUUGGGGAAAUUUGUCACUCUACUGUAACAGCUGCAAAUUGGUUGGGAACAACCAAGCUAGGUUGGCAAGGGUGGCCAACUUGGAUGGAUUGGUUGGGAAGGGACAAAGGUCAAAGUUGAGGUUCCUAUAGGGAGGGAAUCUUUGUGCUUAUGGGGUUUCCUUGGUUGGGGACUCUCUUGGGACCUUCCCUCUCAUCUCUCUCUUCUAUCCCAACCUUUCUCUUGCUC
Closterium sp. NIES-67 is the source of this 4002-nucleotide messenger RNA. The record is from the annotation of a GenBank genome assembly. Lineage: Eukaryota; Viridiplantae; Streptophyta; Zygnematophyceae; Desmidiales; Closteriaceae.